Messenger RNA from Plasmodium berghei ANKA, 891 nucleotides. Its product is annotated as BIR protein. The record is from RefSeq and is a predicted model, not a curated record. Bases 1 to 891 code for a protein of 296 amino acids. The transcript has 3 exons. NCBI's taxonomy places the organism in Eukaryota, Apicomplexa, Aconoidasida, Haemosporida, Plasmodiidae.
AUGAAUAAGGAAUGUGAAAGGUUCAAGAAUUUAUCGACGAAUUUUACAUAUCAAUCGAGUAAUCAAAACUAUAAAAUUGAAAAUAAUAAUGAUUUCAAAAAGUAUUGUAGUAAUCAAAAUUGUGUUAAUGCGAUCGAAAAAGUUAAUGCUGGAUGUUUAUAUUUGCUUGAUGCAUUCUUUAAGGAUUCUAAUUUGUUUAAGUCUGUUGCCAAAAGUAACAUCGAUAUUGUUGAUUACAUUUUGCUAUGGUUAAUUUAUAUAUUAAGCCUAAAUGGAAAUGAAAUAAAAAACAGUUUAAAGUUUUUUUAUACUACACAUAUAAAUAAUCAUAAGUAUAAUGAGGAAAUAACUGGUGUUGAAACUUAUUAUAAUAGUUAUAAGGAUCUUAUAGUUAAAAAACACGAUAUGACGAAUGUGAAUAUGAAUAAAAAUAUUAUAUCUAUAUUAUAUGAUGCAUUUAAUAUAUUAUGUAAUAUGUAUAUUGAAUUUGAUGUAAACAAUAUAGAUUGCAAGAAAUAUUUAAACAAAGCUAAUGAAUUUGUUGAAAAAUAUAAAAAACUUAAUGAAUAUCAUAAUAAUAAUAAUGAUGCCAAUUCAUAUAAUAAAAUAUUAUCUACUUUAUCAACUGAUUAUAAUAAUUUUAAAAAUACAUGUAAAAAUGCUAAAUGUAACGAUACUCCAUCUCUUCCAUGGAUAACAACAAAAAUUUCUCUACAACAUUCUGCACAAGGAUUUGAAGAUACAUCAUCAAUUUUGUCGUUAGCAAAUAAAUUAAUUCCAGUUUUAUCGAUAUUAUUUACAAUAGCAAUUUUUUGCGGGAUUUCUUAUAAGUAUUCGUUAUUUGGAUUUCGAAAAAAAUGUAAAAAAAUAAAGAAGAGAACUUAUCAUUAA